Molecule: messenger RNA, 3681 nt
Organism: Phaedon cochleariae (mustard beetle)
Lineage: Eukaryota; Metazoa; Arthropoda; Insecta; Coleoptera; Chrysomelidae
Source: the annotation of a GenBank genome assembly
GAGAGUCAGAACAACACUUCGUUGCAGUGUUUAUCAUAUACAUUGAAUACCUAAUAUUUGGGAUGAAAAUCCUCAUACACUUCGCAUCUAUUUGGUUAGUUUCGAUUGUUGGAGCAGCAGAUCAUUCCAAACCAGAGUUGCUCAGAUCCCAGGUAUACAUCUAUCGAAAAACAUCGAUAAUAACAGUGAAAAUCUACCACUGUCUCUAUAAUGACACAAGAAAUGCCUACUAUGACGUCACUGACCAUUGCAUGCAGGCUUUCGAUACAGGGAUAUUCAUAGACAAAUGGAAUGACAGGAAUUUGCUGAAGAAAAAAGGUUCCGGUGUCGUUCGAAUAGAAGAAUAUACCACCAAAGCUGAUCUGCUGACGAAUGAGCUAUUCCUGAGAUCAGGGACUGUAUGCAGAUAUGAUAGAGGAUUCUGUUAUGAUCCCAGAGAAACACUCAAUUAUGCUGUGGUAUGGGAGGUAGCAGCUAGAACCGUACAGAAGUGUCCAGAUAAGUUAGACCAAGUAUUCUAUGGGUUCGUUGAUAUUUGGAAUUUCAAGACCAAGAAUCUAAAAUAUCUGUUUUACUAUGAUCAACAUAGUGAUAGAUCAUUUUAUUUGAACCUUGGGAAUGCUUCUAUGUGUCACAAUAAAGCUACAUGGACUUCAGGUAAUGACUUUCUUGUAUCAAAAUGGCAGCUAACAAAAUUUUCGAAGCCAACUCUCUUACUGAAUGAGAAAUACUUUCCACUCAAAUCGAAGAGAGCUGUCACUGAGGCGAUAAUGAGAGAUUAUGAUCUAGUUGAAUAUCCAUUUGAUUUUGAUAAGACAAUUGAUAAAUCACAUUUGUCUGAUAAUAAUAAUCUGAAGACGAUUCUCGAGCGAUAUCAAAAACUUAUAUUGGAUACUACAACACAACUGAAGAAAUUGUCAACCAAGGGCGAAUCGAAGAAUGCAAAUACUGUUGAUGUUCUGAGGAUUAUCGAUAGUUUGAAGAUGAGGUUAGCUAAGACAGAAGCUGAAAUCGGGAAGGUCGAUCAAAAAUGUAUUGACAGCAAAGAUAAUUCUCUAAAUAUGAAGAAUGAGCUGAAGAAUUUGAAGGAGUUAUUCGAAAAUGACAAACGUGAACAAAAUAGAAAUUACGACUACAAUAUAUCAAGAAUUUAUCACAAAUUUCAUGAAGGAGAUGAAAAUAUUUCGAGUCGACUCGAUAGUCAAGCAGGAGAUUUGAUCAAGCUUCAAAAGAACUUGGAUGAUUUAGACAUUGCAGUACGGAAUCAGGUGAAUGAUUUUAUUACAAAAAAGGGGCUAGAAAAUAUGUUAUUCAAUUUAGAAGGAGAAACUCUACAACAGCUGGAAAACUAUAAAAAGAAUCUAACAUUGAUUCUUGAUGGAAAAGAGAAAUUGUUGAUUGAAUCAUAUAAAAUUGAACAGAAAGAUAUUUCCGAUAAGUAUAACCAGUUGAUUAUGAUGGUGAAUCAGUAUUAUAAAAAUUUGAGUGAUGCUGCUGAAAAUUUGAAUCAUCGAACAGAGUUGAAACUCAAAUUAACAGAACGAUUUUUGAUAGAUAAAAUAGAAAAUUCAUACAAAAAAAUGAUUCCAAAUAUACAAGCAUUCGAUAAGAACAUCAAAUUUCUAGAGAUUGAUUUGAGUUUGAUGCAGAAAAACAUAAGUACCAUUCACAUAAAUUCAAUCAGUGAUAAGGAACAAGUUCUUCAGCUGAUAGAUAGAUUGAAUGUAUCACUAGGAGCUAUUGAUGGAAAAGUCAAGAAUGUCGUGGACAAAAAUAUGGAAAAUAUUUCCCAAGAUAAGCUCCAUUCAAUAUUGUCGGCUUCUGAAAAACAAUCUCAAGAUAAGUUCAACGAAUUAGCGAAGAAUUUGACAUUGGUAGAAAUAAUCCAGGAACAUAAAAUGAAGAAUUAUUGUAACUCAGAGAUGAAAAAAAAUAUGUUCUCAUUGACCAACAACAUAAAAUUGACAUGUGAAAAUGCAGUACAGGAUAUUGAAAAGAAAACCCAAUCCAAUUUCACAGAUUUGCAACAAAAAGUUUUUAACAAUAUGAGUUCUCUCAAGAAUAUUCUAGAACAAGUUCUGGAUGAGACGCCAAAACUGAAGAAGAGCAUUGAAGGAAAAAUUGGAGCUGUUGAUGAAACUAUAAAAAAUCUUAUACUUGAGGUGUAUGAAUGUAAAGACAAUUUCGUUAAAACAUCUAAGAAAGAACAUGAUAUACUGCAGACUAUAAAAUACAAUCUAACUGAAUUAUACAAGAAUACAGAUCAUGAAAAUAAAAGCUUAACGAACCUACUAACCGAACUGGAAGACCUGAAAAGAAAGUGCGGAAGUAUAGAACAUCAAUCGCUUAAUCAAGCUGAGAGAUUUGACGAUGAUCUGGGAAGAUUAAGAGAAACAAUUGAGUUACAGUUCAAUUCCAAAUUAGACGAGAUAUGGACAUCUUCCUCUGGAAAUUGGUCGAUGAUGAGAACUGACAUAAAUGGUAUUAAAAAAGGAACUGAAGAUAAUAACGUUCUCGUUCGAAACAGAAUUGAACAGACUGAACAUAUUUUAGGAGAGAUUAAAAAAAAAAUUGUUGAUUACGAAAAGAAGGCGUUCCAUUCGUCUUCAAUCAAUGACGAUUUAUUGAAUAGACUAACUAGAAAUGUUUCAGAUAUCCAAGAAAACAUCACAAUGAAUACAGGCAAUAUAUCCAAAAUUCAUAUAUCCCUAGACAGAGUGGAGUUGAAUAUUAUUGAUUUAUUUAAACGUUUCUCAAUGAAAACAAUCGAUCUUUAUGAAGAUAUCGAAAGAAUUUCUAAUAACAUAAGUGUUCAAAAUGAUGAACAUGAAAACAUGAAACAUAUCACUGGAGAAAUAACAAAUGAUAUUUGUAAUAUGAAAAACAAAAUCACAUUGAAUGAUAAAAAUAUACAGCAAUUAAUGAAUAAUGUUUCUAAACACAUAAAUUCUUCUCAAAUCUUCUCUGAAACAUUCAGAGAAGAUUUAGAUUUAUACAAAAUAGGAGUAUCAAAAACGUUGGUACAGAAUGAACAAAAUCUGGUUGAACUGCGACGAGAUAUAAAAGAUACUAAGCUCAAAGUUGCAAUGAGUGAUGUUGAUAUUACCAACAUGAAAGCACAGAUGCAAUUGAUCCUGGAAAAUCUAGAAAGGAAUAAAAAAGCUAUUGAGGACGCUAAAAUAUCUACCAUGAGCUAUGUCAAUGCGAGAUUGGCAUCUGUUACAGAAGAAAUAGCCCAAAUUCACAACAUGCUACUUGAUAAUAAAAAGACUGUGAGAACUGUCGAACAUGAUUUCCUUGAAAAGAUCAAUAGCUGUUGCGAAAAAUCCGAAGAGACAACGACAGAUCCCGGGAAUACUGCAGAUGAGUUGAAGAACAAAUUGUCAGGAAUAGAGAAAGAGCUGAGGACACAAGCCGGAGAUCUGAACGAGAGACUGAAAAAACUGGAAGAAUUAUACGCUCCCCCACCACCAGAUAGUUUAUUAAGUCCUCCUUCGGCAUGAAAGUCUCAUAAUUAGUGUUUAUUUCUAACAUUAAGUAUUACAGUGAUGUCACUAAUAUAUAAAGGUAUACAGGGUAUUUCAGUUUUUUGAAGUAAGACUUCAACAGCUUGAAGAAGACAUUUUUUUAUGAUGAAAAUCUCGAACAAACAUAUAUGCGUGGGAGCUUCGUUUCUGAUUC